Haliotis rufescens (red abalone) is the source of this 664-nucleotide messenger RNA. RefSeq lists its product as uncharacterized. The record is from RefSeq and is a predicted model, not a curated record. Lineage: Eukaryota; Metazoa; Mollusca; Gastropoda; Lepetellida; Haliotidae. The coding region runs from base 41 to 382 and encodes 113 amino acids. The transcript is spliced from 2 exons.
UUGACCUUGAAAACUUCCGGAUGAAUAUUGAUUCCGGAGAAUGAAUGCGCUAAAAGACAGUGAUAAAUCCACCAGAAAAAGAAAACAAAGUCACAAGACAAAAAACAUCAAAUCUGAGAAGAAGGAUCACUCAAAAUAUGGAACAGAUGCAAUUCCAUCUGCUGAAGCAUGGGGACGCAUGUUCAAGCGGAUGGUGAUGAUGAUGGGAGCAGCCGAGGGUGUGCUGGAUCCCCGGGAACAUCCGAGGGGGCAGACGCUGGCAGAUGUCGACAGAGGCAUCCAGCUCGGAGAUAACAAAUGCUUGAUGUAUGAAAAACUAUUUGGCCUAGAUGUUAAAGACUCGAAGGGUGACUUGGCAACUAAUAGGACUGACACAAGAUGAUGCAUCAGCAGCAUAGACCAUAAUCUGGUGAUGUGACAGGGGGAUGCCGAGAGCUAUGUGUGACACCAUCAAAUGACAAAGAAACUGAUACCUAGUUUGACAUCCUUGGAUUAAAAGAAACUUCAUUAAUUAUGUACAUUGUGUGUAAUAUGUCGCUAUUUCUUCUAUAAUUGCAUUCAUUGUGGCCUUAAUCGUUGUUCAGUAUUUAUUCAGUGAACUGUUAUCUAGGUUUCUAGUUGUAGUCCAUUCUGUGUAUUAUUCGCAACAAAGUAUUAAAGUCAA